CACAGAAGAGAGACAGAGAGAGACAUGCACACAUAAACAUACCCAACCAGUGAGGGAGUGAAGGGAAGCAAGCAAGCAAGGCAGACGGGUGGAGAAGACAGUGGACAAGGUAUCUGCAGCCCUCUCAUUGGAAUUAUACAGCCUGAAGCCAGCAUGGUUGUCCUUAGCUGCAUUGCUUUGGGAUUUUAUCUUCAGCUCCUUUUCUGCUUUGCUUUAUCUCAGACCUCUUUUGUUGACAGUGUCUUCUCAAUUUCAGCCGCCCUGCCUUGCCUGGACCAGAAGAAACGGAUUAUUAAUAAUAACCGAGCAUGCUGUCUCCUUGCCCUUCCUCCUCCUCCUCCACCACCACCACCACUGCUAUUUCCCCCAUCACCAUUCAGACAGGAAUGGAAUUCCAUUUUGCUAUCAAUGGAUCUGAAAAACUUAUGCCAAGAUCUUCAGAUAAUACAGUCUCCAUGUGUAGAAACUGUGUGUCCUCCAGGGCCUCCAGGCCCCCAGGGCCCACGAGGUAUUCCUGGUAUGAAGGGACCAAAAGGGGGGAAAGGUGAGAUUGGCAGACCAGGAAGAAAGGGUAGUCCAGGUCCUCCAGGUAUCCGUGGAAUGCCGGGGCCUCUUGGAUGGCCUGGUCCAAUGGGCCCUAAGGGUGAAAAGGGAGAUUUAGGUUUGAUGGGAUUGCCAGGUUCAAGAGGACCGGUGGGCUCCAAGGGUUACCCUGGAAGCAGAGGAGAAAAGGGAGCUCAAGGAGAGAAGGGUGCCAAAGGCAGCAAAGGUGACAAGGGAUAUAUCGGCUUCCCUGGAAUGCUGGGGCAGAAGGGAGAAAUGGGUCCAAAGGGGGAACCUGGUGCAUCGGGGUACAGAGGUCCGACUGGAAGACCUGGAAAACGAGGCAAACAAGGGCAAAAGGGAGACACUGGACCUCCUGGAACUGCAGGUCCAACUGGCAGGCCUGGUCCUCCUGGCCAGCCUGGUCCACCAGGACACUUCGUAUCAGGGCAACUGACAAUGGGGCCAAAAGGGGAAAGAGGGCUUCCUGGGCCACCAGGGAAUUGUCUCUGCAACCCACAGCAAAAUGUGAAUAUCCCACGAUAUGAAGAACCACCAUUUGGACAGACCUAUUCAAUAGUUCCUGCAAUUUUUGUAGUGAAUAACCGGGAAGAAUUGGACAGACUAAACACAGAAUAUGCCCUAGCCUUUCGAAGAGAUCAAAGAUCAUUGUACUUCAAAGAUACUUUUGGAUGGCUUCCAAUCCAGUUUGCACCUUUCUAUCCUGGGGACUACCAAAUAGAAGAUGGCAGCACAUGUGGAGAUGGAGUCCUACAAGAUGGGGAAGAAUGCGAUGAUGGCAAUACCAUCGUAACUGAUAACUGUAUAAGGUGCCGCCAUGCUUACUGUGGGGAUGGCUACCGACACGAAGGUGUAGAAGACUGUGAUGGCAAUGAUUUUGGAUAUUUAACAUGUAGAACAUAUCUCCCAGGGUCUUAUGGAAAACUACGAUGCACUUCUUAUUGCUAUAUUGACUCUACAGAAUGUCGAUAUUUUACAUGAAGGGUGAGCGGUGGUGAGUGAGUAUAUCUCACAUAGGACAUCCAUUCAGCGGGUGCUAUGUUGUCAUCAAAUCAAGGCCAGGCAAUAGACAAGCAAACAACUGUGUAACGAAACGACUUGUGUCAUGUUGCUAUGGUGAUCAGAGAUGUCUUUUCAAUUGACUCACACUGGAAGAAAAUAGGACCACCGCAUUCUGUCUUAGUAGAAAAAUGUCAGAUAACAUUUAUAGUUAAGACUUAACUUUUCCAUGGCUGCUUACAGGAAUUCCCUUGUGCAACAAGAACAAAACCAAAUCACUGGAACACUGUAUUUUACGUCUAUGCUGUUACUUCAUAAGAAUACAAUAAUACCUCAACUUAGAACUGUUAGUCCUACAAAUAAGCUCUUCAGGUUCUUCUUUUUAACAAAGACUAUUCCAGUAUAAACACCAAGCAUAUUCUGAUUGCUGUGUUUAUAAAGACUAUUUAGGGGUUUCUUGUUUUUGUUUUUACUACUUUUGUAGUACUUUGUAUGUGGUUUUAGGUUUCUAUCCUAUACCCAUUUUCCAAGGAAUAAGUCUAACUGAAUUCAAUGGGAUUUAGUUCUGAGUAGGCAUUCAUUGGAUUGUACUGUUAGUUGGAUAAAAUACACUUCCAAAUGUACAAGAAACCUCCAGUUUUUGCAUUGACUUGGAGCAAUUUAGACUGCAGUCCAAUACUGGAUUCACAUCUGAAUACAGAUGCUUAAGAUUGUGCUGAUAGUUAAAACGAUGUUGACCAGAUGAGGAAAUGAUCAGUUUUACUUAGAAAGAGAAAUUAUAUAAAAUAUAAGAUGUAAAUAACCUGGUUUAUAUCCAGAGUGACUGAAAUGGAACCAUUCCAGUGGGUGUCACAUGUUACCCACAGAAUAGGUCAACAAACUUCCAGCGCCCCUGGAAGGGAGUCCCUCUAGAUUCGAAGAUUAAAGAUUAAGGAAGAUUAAGGGCCCAUUCCUAUCCGAGUGUACUCAGAUAUAAGUCCCAUUAGGAUCAGUGGAUCACAGUCCUAUCCAGGAAAUCAUGGAUAAGUGCACAGCCUAAUUCAACAAUUCUUUACUAUGAGAUAAGCAUUUGCAGAAAAUUGCCCCAUGCGGAAUAUGUUCCUGCUGUCUUGUGCAUCAUGUUCCUGUCCAGUUUUUAAAGCUAACAGUAACAAAACUUGUGUAAAUAUGCCUGGAACUUGCAUUUUUGAUUAUGCAUCAGAAUGGAAGGCUGCAUUUUGAAACUGAAACUGAGGUUGUGUACUGAUUCUCAGAGUAGACUGAUUAAAAUCAGUGGGAUUUCAGUUAGUCAUAACCAACUGAAGUCCCAUUGAACUGAAUGGGUCCAAUCCGAGUAAGAGUAAAUCUGGAUCCAAUCCUACCACUGGAAAACUGCUACUACCAACUUUCAUUUAACUUACAUGGCAGAAAUUGUUACAUCAUCUGCUUUCUUAUGUAUCAUAUCAUAACUGGUUUCCUGUUUAGCAAUUGUUUUCCAGUCUCAGCUUUGUAUGACAUCAGUAUUACUGUGUAUAUACUCCUACUUGUAUAGCCUAUAUGUGUCAUCCCAUAGAAUAUUACCUAGACUAUAUGCUGUAUAGAUUUUAUUUAUAUAUAUGCUGAGGCAGUGGCGGGGCGGCGGGGGGCACUUCCAAAAAGUUUGGUCAGAUGAUUAUCAUUGAGAAUAUUUGAGUUAUUUCCUUAUUUCCUUUGUGGCUGACAAUAAAGAGCUAAUUUCAUGUUGGAAGUAUGUCAAAUGCAACACAAAUUGGAGUUACCUUAAAUUUCAUGUAAAUUCCUCAUAGAGUGAGGAUGAAUUCAGAAAAAUGAAGAUAAUUCGGUCUUUCCUAUCUGCCCUUAAUGGUCUGAAAUGUCUGUUUGAAAUACAUAAAUACAUGUAUAACAAUUCUUAUUAUAUUCUGUUACUUCCAUAGAUGCUGAGUAAGGAGGAUGCAACAUAAUUAUAAUAAAAAUCCUAUUAAAACCA
Varanus komodoensis (Komodo dragon) is the source of this 3529-nucleotide messenger RNA. RefSeq names its product collagen like tail subunit of asymmetric acetylcholinesterase (gene COLQ). Bases 154 to 1545 code for a protein of 463 amino acids. Gene Ontology annotation, molecular function: heparin binding. The transcript has 17 exons. The record is from RefSeq and is a predicted model, not a curated record. Lineage: Eukaryota; Metazoa; Chordata; Lepidosauria; Squamata; Varanidae.